This is a messenger RNA of Syngnathoides biaculeatus (alligator pipefish), 2394 nucleotides long. RefSeq names its product protocadherin alpha-6-like. Gene Ontology annotation, biological process: homophilic cell-cell adhesion. The transcript has a single exon. The record is from RefSeq and is a predicted model, not a curated record. Gene Ontology annotation, cellular component: plasma membrane. Lineage: Eukaryota; Metazoa; Chordata; Actinopteri; Syngnathiformes; Syngnathidae. Gene Ontology annotation, molecular function: calcium ion binding. The coding region runs from base 1 to 2394 and encodes 797 amino acids.
AUGGCGAGAUGCGGCGCGGGAGGGCAAUGGCCGCCGACGUGGAUUUCUUUGUGUUUGCCGCUGCUGACUGUUCUCCGUCCGCAGGGAAUCUCCGCUCAAAUAAGAUAUUCCGUCCAGGAGGAAGCGGAGGCGGGAACAGCGGUCGGAAACGUGGCCAAGGACCUCGGGCUGGAUGUCGGCAGGCUGCCGGGCAGAAAUCUCCGCGUGCUGUCGGGAACAAAGCGGGAGCCGUUCGAGGUAAAUCAGAGCAAUGGCGUCCUCGCCGUGGGUCAGAGAUUAGACCGGGAGGACCUUUGCGGCAACGCCGUGCCGUGCGUCAUUAAUCUCAAAGUGGUGGUGGAAAACCCGCUGGAGAUGCACCGAGUCCUCGUCGAGGUACUGGAUGUCAACGACAACUGGCCCAGAUUCCUGGACGACAAGUGCGCUUUAGAGGUGCUGGAGUCGGCUGUCGUUGGAUCCAAACUGCAAGUGGAGGGAGCCCAAGACUUGGACGUCGGCCUGAAUUCCGUUCAGACGUACCGACUGAGCCAGAAUCCCUUUUUUCACCUGGAAACUGAGGACUUUGGAGAGGACGGCGGGAAGGCGCCUUUCCUGGUCUUACAGCGGCCGCUGGACAGAGAGAAAACAGCCCGGCACCGCCUGCUGUUAACAGCCGCAGAUGGGGGCAAACCACCCAAAACAGGUACGAUGAACAUCACGGUUAUCGUAUCUGACGUAAAUGAUAACGCGCCAGCGUGCGAGCGGCAGAAAUACUCCAUUACGGUCGAGGAGAACGCGGCGGUGGCUACGUACCUGCUGACAGUCAAGGCCUCCGACUCAGACGAGGGACUUAACGGUGAGGUUGAAUAUUCUCUACGGAGCAAACUCCGAGGACUGCACAGCCUGCCCUUUGAUUUGGAUCAAAAAAGCGGCGAGCUGACACUCAAAGAGGUUUUGGACUUCGAAGCCAGGCAAGUCUACGAGAUGAAGGUUUUGGCCGCGGACAAAGGCGCCGUGUCGCUGUCGGUGCAGUGCACCGUGGUGGUCCGCGUCCAGGACGUGAACGACAACCCUCCCAAAAUCGACGUCACAUCCUUGGCGAGUCGCAUCGCGGAGGACGCCCCCCUCGGCACCGUCGUGGCGCUGGUGGCCGUUCAGGAUUUGGACUCGGGUGUCAACGGCCAGGUGGUCUGCGGCCUGCGGCCGGAGGGCUUGCCCUUUGCCCUCGAGCCCGCCCCGGACGGACAAUCGUACUCGCUUGUCACAAAAGAAUAUUUAGACAAAGAGAGGGAGCAUGUGUAUGAUGUCACAAUAACUGCAAAAGAUUUGGGGGUGCCGCCGAUGUCCGCAACGAAGGUGAUAAACGUCGAUGUUCUGGACGUUAACGAUAACAGGCCGCUCUUCACCGAAAGCCCGUACACCUUUUAUGUGCCGGAAAACAACAAAGCGGGAGUGUCUUUGUUUUCUGUGAGCGCCGCGGACGCCGACGCGGGCGAGAAUGCAGCAGUGACGUAUUCCUUCCAACGCAAAAGUGAGAGUGUGACAUCUUUUUUGAACAUAAAUGAGGUCACUGGUGACGUAUCGGCGCUGAAAAGUUUGGACUUCGAGGCGCUGAAAAGCUUCCAGUUCCAGGUGUCGGCCACGGACGGCGGAAGUCCUCCGCUGAGCGGCAACGUGACGGUCAAGGUGUUCAUUCUGGAUCAGAACGACAACGCUCCGGUCAUCGUGUAUCCGCUCAGCUCCAACGGUUCCGCCCAAGGCGCGGAGGAGAUUCCCCGCAAUAGCAAAGCGGGAGACUUGGUGACCCGAGUCCGAGCCUACGACGCCGAUACGGGAUAUAACGGCUGGUUACUGUUUUCGCUGCACCCGCCUGGCGAGCGCGCUCUCUUUUCUUUGGACCGCUACACGGGCCAGAUCAGAACCCUUCGCUCCUUCACGGAGACGGACGAGGCCGAGCAUCGACUGCUGGUUCUGGUCAAAGACAACGGCGACGUUUCGCUGUCGGCGACGGCUACCGUCACCGUCAAACUGGCGGAGCCCAAAGAGGCUUUCGCCGCUUCCGACCACGUCCAAAGUGCGGCCGAAGCGGACCGCAGCGAGGACCGGCUGACUUUUUAUCUGGCGCUGACUUUGGGCUCGGUCUCGCUGCUUUUGGUCAUCAGCGUGGUGGUGCUGAUCGCCAUGCGCUGCUCCAAAUCCACAGAGUACACUUCCAAAUAUCUCCAAGACCCCCAUUAUGACGGCACGCUGUGUCACAGCAUCCAGUACCGAUCCGGAGACAAACGCUACAUGCUGGUCGGACCCAGGAUGAGUAUCGGUUCCGCCGUCGUGCCGGGCAGCCGCGCUAACACCCUUUUGAUGUCCGACGCCGCAGGGGAGGUAAGACAAAACCUUUUGUUUUUUUUACUGCGUUGA